CAUGUGAUUUUGCUUUGCUCAACCCCCUUUUGCAUAAAACACAUCAGUGGUUCUCGUGGUGCGCUUCAAUCUCAACAUUCGAGGCUUUUUUUCGGUCUUAUGCGACGUCGUUGUUUGUUUCCCUCCAUCCAACUUCCUCGUCGAACGCGUAGGUAUAUCGUUUAAACGAAAGUGUCCAUCCCAUCGUUACGGGUUGUCGCUUUGUAGCUCCCCCACUGACUGGUGGAGCAGCUUUUUUCCACUAAGAUUGACAACUUCAAUAAUACAAAUAGUUUGUGCUGGUCACAGAACGUUACAGUGGAGAACUCGAGGCUGACGCAGCAAGGAUGCUGAACCCGGUGGAAGCGUUGGCCAAUCUUUCUGGCGCCUCACAGCCCGCCAUCCGAUUGAUACUUUCCGUUCUAGCCGCUUACCCGUUGGGUGGAUUCUAUCGCAAGCUUCAAGCAUCCAGUACUGUCAAGCACAUCUUCAUCGCUACGAGUGGAAUCGCAAUUGUUCUGUUCAACUAUGGCUUCGAUCUCUAUCAUAGUGCACUGGCCGUGGCCGUGACCUACCUACUGAAUGCGUUCUUUUCCAACAGCCCGCUGCUGGUGCCGCUUAGUUUCGGCUAUCACAUGGGCUAUCUACUUGUCGGAUACUACUUCACCACUUCGGAAACGUACGACAUCAAAUGGACCAUGCCCCAUUGCGUGCUGGUGCUUCGGUUGAUCGGGCUGGCGUUCGAGAUCUCAGACAGUCGGGAGAAAAUAGCCGCCAACAAGCGCGAUGACAAGUGCAUCGAUGUGCCCUCGCUGCUGGAAGUGACGGCCUUCACGUAUUUCCCGUCGUCAGUUCUGGUUGGACCCCAGUUCUCAAUGCUACGUUUUCGGCGCUUCAUCAGCGGUGCCUACGAGCCGUAUACGCAGGGAACGCCGGCUUACGCCACCAAGAAAUUCCUCUUCGGGGCGUUCUAUCUGCUGGUGAACCAGGUCGGAUCGCAACUCAUUCCGGACAGUUUUCUGCUGUCGGGCGACUUUGAGCAGGAAUCCUACCUUAUGAAGCAUAUCUAUAUGGGCCUUUGGGGUCGGCUAGCCCUAUACAAGUACAUCUCUAUUUGGCUGCUCGCCGAGGGGGCUACAGUGCUGUUCGGUAUUACAUACAUCGAUGCCAAACCGAACGAACGCGAGUACGAUCCGGACGAGCUGUCUGGAUGCACCAACAUCAAGGUCGGGGUAUUCGAAAAUACCACAAAGUUUGCUCACUACAUUGAAUCGUUCAACGUCCAAACUAACCACUGGGUUGCCAUCUACGUCUACAAACGGCUCAAAUUCCUCGGCAACCGCUCACUGAGCCACCUCGGGGCACUUAUUUUCUUGGCAGUUUGGCACGGCUUCCACAGCGGAUAUUACGUUACCUUCUUCAUGGAGUUCUUGGUUGUCCGUUUGGAAAAAGAGGUUGAACCUGUAUUGAAGGCAAACGAAUUCUUCCAGGCAAUAAUGCAGAAACCGUUGGCCAAGAUUGUUGCCUUUCUUUUUCUUAAAUUCUACACCAUUGUCUUGGCCGGCUGGUGCCUCGUACCCUUCGUAUUUCUCAGCUUUGCCAAAUGGUGGCACGUCUACUGUGUCGUGCGCUUCUCCGGCAUCAUUGUGUUCCUGUUCGGGAACUUUGCCCUCAAGCCAAUACUGUUGGCCAUCUUGCCUCCAAAUGCUGCAAGACCUGCAGCGGAAACCAAGAAAAGUGAUUAAUUUAGUAACACGACUGCAAAAACAGGAUAUGUAUAACUUUUUUUUUCAAAUAUUUUUCGUAUUGAUUUGAAGUGUUAAGCAAGCGUUUCGAAACAGUCAAUUAUUGAUAAAAAUAAUGUGUGGAAUGUCAAGUAAAAACAAUUGAUUCCAUCCGAUACUUUAACUCUACUGCUAAAACGACUGCACUGAAAAAUAAGCUUUUUUAUACUUCGUCCUCCGACGAUUCUCAAAAUCAGCAAAUUUCCAUUUUUUUCUCCAGCUACCUCUCUUCGAAAUUCUCUACUUACUUCAUACUUUCUCAUUAGGAAAAAGAAAUCCAUUCAUUAUCACUAUUUUCGGGAAAAAUGGUUAAUAUAAAAAUAUUUAUAAUCCACACACCAAACGUAACGGAAAUUAUUAAAUGACACGUUGUUCAAUCUCACUCCUAAAUAAAUACUUGUUCUUUUCAACUCCAAGUCAAAUGUUAGCGAUUGAUGAAGGUGUAAGGUAUAAUAAGAAAAUUAUUUAUUUUUAAUCAACGAAUCUAGCAGUACUCUCAUAUACUACAACAUGAAUGAAAGACGACGAGCAAUACUGAUUAGCCGAUGAUACCAACUAUGAACGGAUUUAGCGUUAAAACCAAAUUUGGGAUUAAAAAGUAUUUAUGCAGUUUGUAGAGGGAGCGUGCGGUAGCCAAGAGCAGUGCGUAGACAGUAGCAACUUUUAACUUUAAAUAGAAUAAAACGCUAGUCAGUUUACGAGUUAAUUCAA
Messenger RNA from Uranotaenia lowii, 2474 nucleotides. RefSeq names its product lysophospholipid acyltransferase 5-like. Gene Ontology annotation, cellular component: membrane. Lineage: Eukaryota; Metazoa; Arthropoda; Insecta; Diptera; Culicidae. The coding region runs from base 327 to 1724 and encodes 465 amino acids. The transcript has 6 exons. Gene Ontology annotation, biological process: phosphatidylcholine biosynthetic process; lipid modification. The record is from RefSeq and is a predicted model, not a curated record. Gene Ontology annotation, molecular function: lysophospholipid acyltransferase activity; 1-acylglycerophosphocholine O-acyltransferase activity.